Molecule: messenger RNA, 303 nt
Organism: Heterostelium album PN500
Lineage: Eukaryota; Evosea; Eumycetozoa; Acytosteliales; Acytosteliaceae
Product: LYR motif-containing protein
Exons: 4
Coding region: 1-303 (100 amino acids)
Source: RefSeq, a predicted model, not a curated record
AUGUCUGCUUCAACAGUUGGUAAUCCAAUUCUUCAAAAGAGUACUGUACAUCUCUACAGAGAUUGUAUUAGAUUAGCUAAAUAUAUUGGUUCAAUGAAUGGAUAUACAAAGAAUUUACAUAAACAAGUAGGAAAUAUCUUUAGAGAACAUAAAUACGAAACAAGUCAAGAGAAGAUCGAAGAAUAUAAGACAGAUGCCACACGUUUCUUAACAAAUUUUAUGCAACACGAAGCAGAAAGACUUGCAAGAUUAGAUCAAGCACAGAAACAAAAGCAUAUUAAACCAUCUCCAACUUUAGAUUAA